UUGAUGAGUGCGCCAUGUUUCUCGUGAUGUUCGAGCGUUAGAGAAAAGUUUUUCAGAAAAGCGUGAUCCGUAUGAGCAAAAUGGCUGAUGAUGACCCGUGGCUAUUGAAGGAGGACGGUUGCUUGAACGUGGACACCGAGUGCAAGAGUAUUAUCUAUCACGCCAAUCUAAACGUUCUACUCAUCACUACUGGCAGCGCACAAGUAUACGUGUUCGAUGUCAACUCCGGCGUGAUCCUACAGAGGAGUUCUCUGUCUGGUAAACCUAAUGGGAAAUUGCAAGGAAUUUAUUUAUCAGAUGGAAUAGACAAAGUGCUGUAUACAGAUGGACGAGGGAUUGGCAUACGUAGCGAUUACAAUGGGGUCCUGCUAUUAGAUACAAUUUUGCAAACCCCAGUUUCUAAAAGCGAGGAUGUCAUAAAGCUGGAACUAUUACUGUCGGAGGCGACGAUAUUGCUUCAAUGCCUACAAUGUGUAGAAUUGCCAGGUGUGGAACAUAUGCUGGAGGUGCUGCGAGAACUGUCAAGAAAAAUUACUACAGCACAAGCAAAUCAGAAAAAGGGUAUUAAAGCUCAAAAAUGGAAUACGAUAUGUUUGGAAUUAUCGCAUGGAUAUUUAAAACUCGUCUGCUCUGGUUUAGUAAUGGAAUUAAAAAGGCAAAAUCGGCAUAUAGCAGCACUGCCCAUUGCCUCCGCGAUCAAUGAACGACUAAAUGGCCUAUUGCCUAGUCUUGCGUUAGAAGGUGGUCCCACUGAUAGAGCAUUAAUGUUUAGUGAAGCAGCACGUCGUAAUACUUUUCCAAAAUGGCCACAUAUGAAUUACAAAUGGGCUUUACCUGAUCAAAUGGCCCAGGCUGGUUUCUAUCAUGAGCCAAAUGCUACAGGAGAUGACAGAGCGAUGUGUUUUACUUGUAACGUAUGCUUAGUAUGUUGGGAGCCUACUGACGAGCCAUGGUCGGAGCAUGAGAGGCAUUCGCCCGCAUGUCCAUUCGUUAAGGGUGAAUACACACAGAAUGUUCCAUUAUCCGUGACUCUUGCAACAGCUCCCGCUCGUGAGGCAGGCGAUACGGUGGACGUCAUAGGUACUACUAAUGUCACAGGCCUCGCGGCUACAGCCUCUUCCAAUGGUUUUGUAAAUAUUUGGAAUAUAACGAAUCAAUUGAAGAGAGAAGUAUCAUUUUAUAUAUCACCUUUGGAUCAAGAAAUAAACAAUAAGGAAUCGAUACAAUUUUGUGCUGCGAGAAAUUUGACGCCUCCGUAUUUAACAAAUCUAGGCUCAGACUCGGAUCCACUUUCGGAAUACAAGCCUUCGUCGUUCUAUAAAGUACAAGUUACAGCACUUUCAGUAGUGGGAUCUCCAGUAACCCUGAGAGAGGAAGCGAAAAGCACCAACUCCUCGUCGUCUAUAAACAUUGAGACGACAGAGCAUAAGAUUCGACCGUGCUUAGUGUGUGGGGUUACAGUGACAGUUAACAAUCCCUCGCAAUUAAGAACUUUAGAGAAUGUGUGGGCUGCCUCGAGCGAUCUAGCGAGUUCAUCGUCGUUAGUUCGUGCAAUGAACAGUGUAAAUAGUGCUGCCAGUGAUACUCUAGAUAUAAUGAAGGUAGCGGGUGAUAGGUACAUAUCGUCGAGGUUGCAUUACUUAGUAUUGUAUGACUUUCAUCAUAAGGCUGCAACGGCGCAACCUAUCAAGGAAGAUAAUUCUAAAGAAUCAAAGACUAAGAAGACCCUAUCUGGAACAGGAACUAGCGCUAGCUCGAAUGGCGGACGCCAGGAAAGCUUGUACCAGGAGCUCUUCCUUAGUAAAAUUUUUUAUGAAGUGCCAGUUAUCGAAGAUGUAGACUCGGAUAUGGUAGUCGGUCCGCAUUACGACGGUAUCUUCCCACCCAACACUUUAACCGCCUCGUCCUCCAACGGCAUUUAUUCGAGUCCCAUUGGUAUUCCCUUUGGUCCGACCCCGACGACGUCAACUCCCUACGAUCCCAAUUUUCCUCCUAUUAACGGUUCGACCCACUUUGCAUCGACAUCUGACUUGACAACGAUAAACAAAAAGAGCUUAGAUCUUAUGAAGAUUACCAAAGCAGAACCGGUAGUCAUCAAAACGUUGGCGAUAAACGCUCCAGACUCUCUCCGCAUUACGUACAUAAUUACGUCUAAGGACGGAAGAUACCUGUAUGUCGCCAUGUGUCCCGCUGAUAACGCUUCCGUCGAAUCUUCUUCGUCAAAUACCAAUCAGAUGGAUGUUGAUGACGAAAGCGAUUUCUUCCCGCAGAAAAGUUAUAUGUACUGGGACCAUAAUGAUAGUCAAUCGAGCAAAUUGAUAAACGGCGAGAUCCACAGUAACGAGAGCAACGCGAACGCCCUGUUGCUUGUAUAUGCUUUGGAUUUCACGGGCUCGGUAGUAAAAGUAGCGUCGGAACCGCUGGUGAAGCGAGAGUUAUCUUUGGAACAGGCGCCAAUAGAACAUGUAUUACUUCCACUUCAAGAAAAACAAAAGUGCACGUCAUUUUCUACUAAUUCUAGUACCAAUUCCACUAAUAAUUCAGUUAUUCAGGAACCUACUGGACAAGUUGCUCUUGUAUGUAAAGACGGUGUGGUCAGAUUAUUAAACUUAAGUACGCUGAAGACUGUAAUGGAAGCGAGAUUAGAUGGAAAGAAAUUUAUUUCUGCGACUUAUUGCAACAGUUUGGAAAGGCUGUGUGUGUGCACGAGCGAUGGCACAUUGCAUUUUUUCAUUACAGCGGAGGAGGAGGACUCUACAGAGGAGAAAGACGAUGUUGAUGAUGUGAAUAUGGGUAGUGAAGGAAGUUGUACUUGUGAAAAUAUAGCUCCUAGUACAUCAACUUCAUCGAUUUGUUACGACGAAUUAUUAGCACAUAAAUCGAAUUUCUCAUACUGGGACUUAGGGCUGUUGUACGAACUUACACGAUUUAGUCGACAUUCCCCUGCAUAUAGCGCGACCGUCCCUCCGUGUUGGAGUGAAAUGAUGCAAGCUCAGAGACAAAGACGUCAUCCGCAGCAUCUUCAUCAAUCAGAAGAUCAGCAUCAUACGAGAACGUGGCGGUUACAAAGUGAUGCGACUACUUGGGAUGAACACGUAUUCGAACUUACUUUACCUCGAAGCGCAGCAGGAAGUAUAGGACACGUUGAUGUCCGAUUUACCUUGCAUCCGUUCUAUCAAGAGUUACCCAAUAUUCAAGUUACUUUGUUGAAGCAAAAUAUAAAGAGGAUCGGUCAUCAGAAGAUACCAACUACCCCCAUAGACGAGAGAAUUGAAUUUAACAUAGGAACCGAACAAAAGAACGAAAAUCCAGUUAUCACAGAGGAGUAUCAACGCCAGCAUAAUACGGAAAUCCUUUGUGGUCCUAUCGAUUUACAUCGUUGUGUAGAUCUGUCUUGUCAUAUGGGAUGUGUAACAUUGACAAGCCCGAAAUUGUUUCGCUCGAAAGCUAGGACAUUGCUCGUUCACGUCAAAGCUUUAGUAGAUCAAAAGGAUGGAACGUCUACGAAAUCUAAAGCAAAUUUAGGAGAAAGUAAACCACCAACUUGUAAAAAACUAAAGAUAUUUGAAGUACGUCCGCUUGUGCCCCCUAAUGCUGGAGAACGAUUUGAUGAGGGGAAUAGCAAGAAGUUGGGAUGUUAUGUUGGGUGCAAUUGGAUUUACGAGAUCUCCAUCACUGUGAGAUCAGUAAAUCCCACCAGCAUGCCCGACGAAAGGAUGCAAAGAUGUGCUAUGUUAGAAUCCAAAACUUUUGUCGAUAAUCUUUUGAAUGUCGCAUGCUUGCAAGUACCUAUCGACUCUCCCGUCGUACAAUCUAUAGCUCUUGACAUUCUAAUAUGGGUAGCCUCAAUAAGAUUAACGAGGUUGCGCAGCGUUCAGAACAGCGCUGAAAUUAAAGCUCUUCAAUUGGAGACGAUACGUUCUGUGCAAGGACGACUAUCCAGCUUAUUACGAACAUGUCUCUUGCAUGCUGGGAGAAGUAUAGCGCACAAAUGUGUUAAAUUAAUUAUUCUUUGCAGCGGGGGAUUUUAUAACAUUGAGGAUUCAUCGGUUCAAACCUUUGAUGAGGCCAUGCUCUCUGUAUUGGUCAAUUUGUUACCGUCAAUAAUGGAAGUUCACUGGGCUGGUUCACUGAGAUGGCUUCAAUUACUCAUUACUAGAUUUUUACCAUUAGAUAAAAAUUACAGUAUUGCACAUAAAUGUGUCACCCUGGUGCAACAGAUAGCCACUGAAGUAUCUAAUAGAGUGAAUCCAUACCAUUUGCUGCUCGCGACAAGAUUCGGUCUAUAUAACACGCCUUUUGAAACGGAGCUUUUCGACUUAGAGCCACCAAUGUUACCAAAAUUUAGUUCAAUACCCGUGACGUAUGCAUCUGUUGUAACCAGUGAGCAAACAGGCCCUCCUGUUGCUUCGUCGAGUGCUAUACACUCGUCCAAGAUAUCACAAGAUUCUAUUGAUUUGAGGGACCUACUCACACUGCCUACACAUCCCGCUAGUGAAUUUGUAAUAUCCAGCAAGUUGAAGGCAUUGUGCACCAAUCAGAAUAUGAAAGGCCUCCUCGAGGUUGAACCUCUUCAUUUUACUUGUCACGCUGCCUCUGACGGUACGAAGAUGGAAAAGAUCGAUCCUGGUAUGAAUACAAUUAAUAUUGGACCCACUUUGUAUGAUAGUGCAGCGACAAGUAACAAUGGUGUGCCUGAUAUUAAAACGAUACAUCACACAUAUAACUUGGAUGCUGGAUCGCUAGGACCACAUGUUCAAGCUAAAUCGACAGCUACAUUAAGCGAUCUGCUUAGUAUGUAUACGGGAAGAGUUUUAAAGAAGCCGUCUGCGCAACUAUUGCUCACACCCGAUGAACAAUCGGAUUAUGAUGAGGCUAAUGAAAUGUCUAGUGACAACCAGACUUGGCAUAGCACACAAAAUAAUAUGCCUAGUUCACACAUAUUAAGUUCCAUUAUAACAAAAGAAAAGUCAUGCGUACAAAGUAUCAAUACUGCUGUAAACAAAGUUGAGGAGAGCAAUUCUAAAAAGCGAGACGAUAUUACAUUCCCGUGGGGAAGGUUGCUAUGCUGGCCGCCUCAGCAAGCAUUGGUCGUCGAACGGAUGCAUUCGGGAGCCCGUCGAUUCGUUAUUUUAGAUUUCGGAUCACCUGUAUUGCUAACCGAUUUGAUGAUACCUUCGUGUAAUGAUUUGGUAUCGCUGUCCAUAGAUAUUUGGACUAAGAGCGAAGAAAUAGAUGGCACGCGGCUUAUCGUCGCAGGUGAUAUUGGAGGUAGACCGUUGAUCGUCUGCGAUCUUCAGCCGCCACCUGUGUGUAGAUAUCUCAAGAUCACUACAAUAGGACGCUAUGGAAUGUCCACAACUACGUGUAAAAUACCAUUAGGAAUGUUUUACGGACAUAUGGUAGUUUUGCCUGGGGAAGAUUAUUCGGAAACAAAUGAUGCUUCAUCAUUUGAUGCCGAUAUUUUUGAUUCUUCUUUACAAGCUACCAUUGAUACACAAUGUAAUAUAUUAUCGGCUUUAGCAGAAGAUGUACAAUGCAGAUUUAGUUUAGCUACUGAAAGACUAAAAACUUUGUUGGAUCCAUUAUUGUGUUCGGAAACUCCUAAUGUUAUGCAUAUGCAAAAUUAUCUAUGUUAUAAUAAGAUACCUAAUGAAAGUAAGGAACAACCAUCAGCGAAAAUAAUGUCGACGUACCAAGAAUGCAUUAUGUUCCAACAUCAAUUAAAUGUCGUACGGAGUGUCUGGCGACGUCUCGAGUGGUGGAGAGGUAUGCGGAAUGUGCCAACUACAUCUUUCGCGAACGCACCCAGCGACAAAUUACGAGUUCUUGAAGAGACUCUUCUUGACAUUCUACUGUAUAUCGUGUACGAAAUUGGUCCAUUACCUAAUGUAUAUCGACCAACAUCAUUAUAUGAAGUUUUCACUCCAACAAUUUGUGAGAAAUUUUUCCAUUCAAUAUGCGUUGUAACGCCAGCCCCACGUUUGCAACUUCAAGCUGCUGCGCUCUUAGCUGGUAUGGCAGGGCAUCAACCAUGGUGGGGCAACUUCUUAUCUAAUACCUUGAUAAAUCUUUACUCGUCGGCGUCUACACACAUUUUCCCACAAGAUAGAGUGUUUAUUUUACUAACAUUCCUUGGACGGAAGUCAUUAAUAGCCGGGGGAAAUAAAUCUUCAGUUAUUGAAGCCAUGGUUCGUACGUUGGGUAAAUUAUUGGCUCCUCUUACGAACGCGCCAUCCAAUUCUAAUCGACUGGACAUCACCUUAAUAGGCUGGGUAUUAUUGUUUCUGUCAGUAUGCUUAGACACCAUCGCACCACCGCCUUGUUUCGAGGACAAUCAUGAGAAAACUAGAGAACAAGGUUUAUUUUCCCGUUGGGAGUUUAUUCAAGGAGAAUCGGCCAUGCAAAGGAGAUAUGUAAAUGCUAACCGAUCGUCAGCCUCUCGUAGUUACCGUAAAAGAUUACAAAAGCGAUUGUUGCAUCAUAAACAGCAACUUCAUGAAUUAGAACAAGCGAAAAAAUCUGCAGCGUCUAAA
This is a messenger RNA of Acromyrmex echinatior (Panamanian leafcutter ant), 6536 nucleotides long. RefSeq names its product BIR repeat containing ubiquitin-conjugating enzyme (gene Bruce). Gene Ontology annotation, biological process: apoptotic process; regulation of cytokinesis; negative regulation of apoptotic process. Lineage: Eukaryota; Metazoa; Arthropoda; Insecta; Hymenoptera; Formicidae. The record is from RefSeq and is a predicted model, not a curated record. Gene Ontology annotation, molecular function: ubiquitin-protein transferase activity; cysteine-type endopeptidase inhibitor activity. Gene Ontology annotation, cellular component: nucleus.